AUGAAUCAAGUUCAGGUUAGACAAGUACCAGUAACACCUUCGACAAGUCCUGAACGAAAUCCAGGUGCAUGGUUUCCAACUGGUUAUUAUGGUCAUUUUAGAGCUAAACCGCGUAUUGAAUUAUCGAAUUCUUUUCGGCAACUUGCUCGUCCUACUCCACCGAAUAAAUUCGUAGAACGACAAACUUCAGCAGCAACUACACAUUUAUUUUCUGAUCAUGAUAAUCGUCAUAAAUAUGAAGCUGAUGCACUUAUUCGAGGUGCUCAAAAAGGUAUUGGUAGACGAAGAGUUAAUGCAAGAGUAGCCGGUAAAUUCGAUCCAUUUCUAAUUAGUUGGGUUCCAAAAAAUGUUGAUCGUAACACCUAUAUUGAUGAAGUUAAAAUAAGUUCCUAUGCCGAUGAUUAUAGUCGUGAUUACGUAUCACCAUCGAAUGAACAACCAAGUACUUCAUCACUAUCAAAUUCAUUACCUGACAUACAAGGAACAAAUAAAUCACCUGCAGCUGAAGGUAGUAUUUAUUCACUUGGUUAUAGUCAUGGUCAACCGGAUCCUGAACAUGCAAGACAAAUUCGCGAUGAAACAAUUAAAAGAUAUGCUGGAACUCGACUACGUCGUGCUCAAUAUAAACAUAUUGAUCGCAGUACAAGUGUUGCAACAUGUCUUGCAUGGAAUGCUACAGAUUGUGAAAAUAAACCAAUUAAAAAUAAUGAUAAAUUAAUUAAUAUUGAUUUACCCGUUCCAGCACCACCGCCUCGUGUUAUUGCACCAGUUGAAAAUAAUAUCAAUCAACAGAAUCCAUAUCUUAGUGAAUCUAUGCCAACAUUUAAAAAUACAGAACAACCACGUUUUGAUGCAACUCCAUUACGUGAAUAUUAUAGUGUUCAAAUAAUAGCACCACUUCGACGAGCAACUUCAUUUGUACAACCACCUACAUAUACGAUGGAAGGUCUUAUUUCGAAAUAUAUGUAA
This is a messenger RNA of Adineta steineri, 969 nucleotides long. The record is from the annotation of a GenBank genome assembly. NCBI's taxonomy places the organism in Eukaryota, Metazoa, Rotifera, Eurotatoria, Adinetida, Adinetidae.